Messenger RNA from Mus pahari (shrew mouse), 1783 nucleotides. It is a transcript of the gene Stx5, whose product is annotated as syntaxin 5. Gene Ontology annotation, biological process: vesicle-mediated transport. Lineage: Eukaryota; Metazoa; Chordata; Mammalia; Rodentia; Muridae. Gene Ontology annotation, cellular component: membrane. The coding region runs from base 338 to 1213 and encodes 291 amino acids. The record is from RefSeq and is a predicted model, not a curated record. The transcript has 9 exons.
CGAGACCUGGGCUAACUGCAAAGGUCUGCCUGGAAGUUCAGGGCCGCAGGACCAGGCUGUGGCUGUUUUCUCGACUUUAGGGGGGGGGCCGGCCGGAGCUCUGGCAGUCACAGCCAAGUUGGAAGGAGAAUCUGAGGAGGUUUCGCCUUGGGUGUGGAGGAAGCUGACCGUUCUCGCCGUGUCCAGGGUGCAGGGUCUGCGGGUGGCCUUGGGCUCCAAAGUCUGUCAAAUACGGGAAAGGGCCUGAGGAUUUUAGUUGAGGGGAGAGUUUGGGGAAAGGAGGCUGUCUGGAGAAUGACAUUCUCCUCUCCACAACAGUCUGAGGUUAUGCGACUCGAUGAUCCCGCGGAAACGCUACGGAUCUAAGAACACGGAUCAGGGUGUCUACCUGGGUCUCUCAAAGACACAGGUUCUGUCCCCUGCAACUGCUAUCAGUAGCAGCAGUGACAGCACUCCUUUGCCCACCCCGGUGGCCCUGGUCCCCUCCCCUCCCGACACCAUGUCCUGCCGGGAUCGGACCCAGGAGUUCCAGUCUGCCUGCAAGUCGCUGCAGAGCCGUCAGAAUGGAAUCCAAACAAGCAAACCGGCUCUGCAUGCAGCCCGACAGUGCAGUGAAUUUACCCUCAUGGCCAGGCGCAUUGGGAAAGAUCUCAGCAAUACAUUUGCCAAGCUGGAGAAGCUAACAAUCUUGGCAAAGCGCAAGUCCCUCUUUGAUGAUAAAGCAGUAGAAAUUGAGGAGCUAACAUACAUCAUCAAACAGGAUAUCAAUAGCCUCAACAAACAAAUUGCUCAGCUUCAAGAUUUUGUGAGGGCCAAGGGCAGCCAGAGCGGCCGGCAUCUACAGACCCAUUCUAACACCAUUGUGGUUUCAUUGCAGUCAAAACUGGCUUCUAUGUCCAAUGACUUCAAAUCAGUUUUAGAAGUGAGGACUGAAAAUCUGAAACAGCAGAGGAAUCGUCGGGAGCAGUUCUCCAGGGCACCAGUGUCCGCCCUGCCUCUUGCCCCCAACAACCUUGGAGUGGAGUGGGAGAACCGAGCUGCCAGAAUGGUGCUGAUCGACGAGAAUGUGCAUGGAGCCCAGCUGGAUGUUGAGGCAGCCCAUUCAGAGAUCCUCAAGUACUUCCAGUCAGUCACCUCCAAUCGGUGGCUCAUGGUCAAAAUCUUCCUCAUCCUUAUUGUCUUCUUCAUCAUCUUUGUGGUCUUCCUUGCCUGAACCGUCCUCCCUCAUUCUGAGCCACUCCAUGGAGGGCUUGGGACCCUCCUGGGAGGACAGGUGACUACUAUUGCCACUGAGCCUGUACAAGGUGGUUGGAAGAAGGCCAUUUCCUUGGAACUGCUAAGAAUGGCCAGGUGUCCCUGAUUCCCCACCCUUGUCUCUGGCCACUCUGUCCUACCCUCAGGCCCAUGAAACACACUGGUUCUGGAUUUGGACUCCGCUGUGAAGUGGCUGGGAACAGAAGCCAGCUAGGGGCCAGUGGGGGAGGUUGUCUCCACCAUGAGAUUUUUAUAAGCCUAUACCAGCCUCCCCCAAAGGUAACUGGCAGCCAGAGGAGAUAAUGCCCUUCCUUCUUGAGAGGCAAGGAGGUAAUACUAUCCAAGGGACCAACUUCAUCAUCUGGGUCAGCUAGAACUUGACUGCCACCUUCUCCUCACCAUGUGAGGUGAGGGGGCUUUGAGCCCUACAGUUGCCUGCACAAACCUGACUUUGGCUACUGGUGACUCUCAAUAUGCCAAACAUGCUGCAGCCUGUUUCCACCCAAUUACAGCAAGACUGUCAGCCUCA